AUGAGUGGUGACGAGAACAAUCCUUCUCCCGGAAAUUCUACGCGUAAGCGUAGUGCUUCGGCGCUACACACGGGCCCGCGUAAAAAGGCGCAAGUCAAUUCAUCAAAUCCCCUGGUACUUCACGGCCGACACUUUGGUCGGACUGUAUUUGCCCUUUGUAAUUUCCCUGUUCUUCUGACUGCCGGUAUACUACGACUUGAAGAAUUACAGGACACCCUCAUCGAGGAUUAUCCAGCAGAUGUCCGACGUGAACAUAGGGUGUUCGUAGAAUUAAUAGAUUCCUAUCCUGGUCUUUUAGCUCGUCUAACGGACGGCGAGGAGGAGGAUAUUAUUCACGUGGGAGAAUUACUAGGUAAAGGAGCAUCUGGUGCGCGAGGUGACAAUACCAAGACCCUUAAAUCUGCUGCCCUGGAAUGGCUUAUGCCCAGAGGACAGCCACUUAUACUGCCCCUCUCCCGGAAUAUCAAAUCGGACUGUGGGUUCAAUCAUGAAGUUACCGGUAGGUUGCUCUGCCCCGCCGGCCUUGACUGGUCAGACGUAGAAACCAAACAGAGUUUGAAGAGCGGUGAAACCGCAGUUAGCGGUGACCAAUGGCCCAUGUUCUUAUACUCUGGGUACCACUAUGAUCCCGAUGAUCCAUGGAAGGGCUUACUCAGGAGCGAGAUACUAACUUUUGGGUUCAAACAUGUUUUUACGUCUCCGAGCUUGGUGGAUAAGGAGCCCAAGGCUACGCGCUCCGGCAACGCUUACCUGCAUGGUAUGAAAUCUGUCACUAAAGGCUCUCUAGCUUAUGUUGCUACACAGAUUCGGUUUGCCUUAAGUUCAUCAUCAGUAUUUUCCCAUACCGACACAGUCACGGACUCGGAAAAUUUUUAUCAUAGCAUUCUGGAUUUACUAGAGGAUCCUGACGAAAUUGAGGAGGUUAAUGACCUGAUGACGUGGUGGACACGUCGGGUAUUUCCUAAUUCUUCUUCCUCUCAGCGCAGUAUCAGCAAAAACAGCGCGCUGGCCAAGAUUCGGGAAAAACGUGCUGCCUUGCGAGAACUAGCCGCUGCCGAGAUCAAUUAG
This is a messenger RNA of Suillus fuscotomentosus, 1068 nucleotides long. RefSeq lists its product as uncharacterized. NCBI's taxonomy places the organism in Eukaryota, Fungi, Basidiomycota, Agaricomycetes, Boletales, Suillaceae. The record is from RefSeq and is a predicted model, not a curated record. The transcript has 8 exons. Bases 1 to 1068 code for a protein of 355 amino acids.